This is a messenger RNA of Plasmodium gaboni, 408 nucleotides long. Its product is annotated as putative exported protein. The annotation marks the transcript as partial. The record is from RefSeq and is a predicted model, not a curated record. NCBI's taxonomy places the organism in Eukaryota, Apicomplexa, Aconoidasida, Haemosporida, Plasmodiidae. The transcript has 2 exons.
AUGUUAAAGAAAAAAUCAUUUGAAAGAAUAAUAAUAGAUAAGGAAAAAUAUUGGCGUAAAAUAUGGAUUUUAAUAUACACUAUAAUAAAUUUGAUAUUAAUUAAUUGUAAUCUGUAUGGAAUAAAAUAUAAUAAGCGAGAUGUAUGGAAUCCUACCCUUAUAACAAGUAGACAUCAGAGAAUUUUAAUACAAACAGGAGAAUUAUCACCAACACAAGUGGACGUACUAAGGAAAACAUUAAUAACAGAUUUAUCAGGUAGGAGUUCUAUAGGAAGACAACAAAAUUUGUUACGUAAUAAACUAGAUAAUGAUCCUAUAACAAAAAAAUUGAUGGAAAGAGGAAUUUUAAAAACAAACAUAACAGAAAAGAAGGAAAUAAAAAUUCAAGAAAAACAAAAGGAAGAACAA